Molecule: messenger RNA, 1257 nt
Organism: Exophiala mesophila
Lineage: Eukaryota; Fungi; Ascomycota; Eurotiomycetes; Chaetothyriales; Herpotrichiellaceae
Exons: 4
Coding region: 1-1257 (418 amino acids)
Source: RefSeq, a predicted model, not a curated record
AUGCUCUUUUUCAGAAGCAGCUACCAUGUCAGCGUCAUGCUGGGUUUGGUAGCCUUGGGGAUGUCGCAGUCAUUUCUGACAGCAAUCUCCCAGUUCCCCCAGUUGUCCAACUUCACCACGCUCAUGUACAAUAAUCCUGGUCUGGCCGGUGCACUACUGACCUCGAAUGCGACAUCACUCACAAAGACAACGGUUCUUGUGCCAGACAAUUCCGCGUUUGACAAGCUUGAAGAAGCCUUGGGAGCACCGAUUGGAAGUCUUACGGUGGAACAGCUGGAGCCGGUUCUGCAAUAUCAUCUGCUUGUAGACGAAUUGACAACGGAGAACUUUACCGUGGCCAAUGGGACCACUCGACCAACGUUUCUCACAGGACCGACUUACAACAAUCGAUCUGCGGGAGCGGCCUUGGGAUCGAACGGAGCGGAGAGCGAUCCUCACAAUGGUCAGGUAGUCUUCAUGCAGGCGAGCGAACCUGAGGAAGAGGAGUCGGUGGCGGGUGCGAAGCGGUUUAGGUUGCGCCAGACAAACGCGCAGUCUGAUCGAAUCGAAGUACAGGGAGGUCUAGGCCAUGUUAUAAAUAUGACAGCAAUCGAUGGCUAUUGGGAUGGUGGCCGUUUCCAGAUUGUGGACAAAUUCCUCCAGCUGCCGCUGAACUGCACCGACACCAUUCGCAGAUGGAAGAUGCUUGCCUUCAGGCAAUCACUUGAUCGUACCGGACUAGGGGCCCCUCUAGACGUCGAGCAGAACGUGACAUGCUUGACUCCGAACGAUGCCGCAUUUCUCGCUGCGGGGAGUCCAAAUUCAACGGCAAGCAUCUUUGACCUUACCAGUCUGCUUCAAUUUCAUAUCAUCAACGAGCCCUUGUAUUCCAAUUUCCUGCAAGAUGGUCAGAGAUAUCGCAGUGUCAACAACCAAACGAUCCAAAUUACCGAGCGGAACGGCGAGAUUUUUGUCAAUGACGCCAAGAUCAUCAACUCCAAUGUCAUGACCAAUAAUGGCGUAAUGCAUGUUCUUGACCGGGUCAUGUCGCCAUUAGACGAAGAGGUGCAGUCUUCCAGUUCGUCCAGCAGCGGGACAGCAACCACGACAACAUCGCCAACGACUUCGACCACUCCCACCACAAGCAGCUCAUCAACUACCACGUCAUCAGCGCCAGCUGCCUCUGAGACCGGCGGUGGUAUUGGGCUUGAGAACCCCGUCUCUCGGCUUGGGGCGUUAGGCUAUGCAUUUCCGGUGGUUUGGGCACUUCUCCUGUGA